This is a messenger RNA of Arachis ipaensis, 1961 nucleotides long. The record is from RefSeq and is a predicted model, not a curated record. NCBI's taxonomy places the organism in Eukaryota, Viridiplantae, Streptophyta, Magnoliopsida, Fabales, Fabaceae.
GGUUUGUCUUUUCCUUUUUGUCAUAUUAUUAGUUCUGAGAAAAAAAAAAAGCGAAGUUGAAUUCAUAUGUAGAAAAGUUAUUAUCAUUACUUUCAAUUCUUCUUCUUGAGUUAUUUUGUAAAAAACAUAACCAUUAUUUUCAAUCAUUUCCGUUUAUUUUCUUCUAAAUAAGACUUUCCGUUCCUCUUUUUGUUCAUCGUUUGGUUUUCUUUUCCCUCAAUGCAUGCCUCAAAAUCAUAUAUUUCCUCCUACCCGUCUCAAAAUGUGCACCUUAAUUUCACGCAUUGCUAAUUUGUAAUUUCUAACCUCUUUUUUUUUAGGGUUCGACCUUAUUCAUUAAUUUUCUUUGUUCAUCAUGGCUCAUAUCUAAAAGCUUUGGAUUCUACAAAUUUUAUGUUCUAGGUUAACAAUGCUCAAGCAAUUUCUUAGCAAGAAGUCUCAAAAAUCGCUAAAAUAUGAUUCGGACAAGUCGAGUCGAAGCGACUCUUCACCUUCCACCAUUGAUUCGUCACGCGCCCUUAUUAGAACGGGCUGUUGGUCGCACAUUGAUGAAGAUUCUUCCUUAGCACAAGCUAGCACCACAAAAGAAUCUUCAGUUCCAUUAUUUCUUUUGAUGAAUAUGACAGUUGGGAUUACUCAACCUUCCAUGCCAUUCAAGGAUGUUCCCAAUAAUGAUGAAAAGUUGAAUCUAUUCAUGAGUAAGUUGAGCCUUUGCUGUGUCACAUUUGAUUUUACAAACCCUAAUUGCAACAAAGACAUAAUGAUGCAAAGAGAUCUAAAGAGGAGAAUUUUGAUUGAACUUGUUGAUUUUGUGGCCUCUUGGUAUGAUGGUAAUAACAAGUUUAAUGAAACUACCAUCCUUGCCAUGCGUGGGAUGUUUACCAUAAACCUAUUUAGGGUUUUUCCACCGAAUUAUAGUGAUGAUGGCGAACCUAGAUUCGACUCGGCCUGGCCUCAUCUUCAAUUUGUUUACGAGUUAUUGCUUAAAUUCAUCACUUCACCGGGUCUAGAUGUAAAAAUUGCGAAGAAAUACAUCGAUUAUUCAUUUAUAUUGAAGUUGCUCGAUUUAUUCGAAUCCGGGGAUCCAAGAGAAAGAGAUUGCUUGAAGACAAUUCUACAUAGGCUCUAUGGGAAAUUCACAAUGCAUAGAUCAUAUAUUCGAAAAUCAGUUAACAACAUAUUCUACAGUUUUGUGUAUGAGAAUGAGAAACACCGUGGGUUUGGUGAGUUGUUAGAGUUUUAUGGAAGUGUGAUUAGUGGGUUCACUUUGCCAUUAAAGGAGGAACACAAGAUAUUUUUGUGGAGAGUUUUGAUCCCAUUGCAUAAGCCAAAAUCUUUGGGAGUGUAUUUUCAGCAAUUAUCAUAUUGUAUAAUGCUAUUUAUAGAGAAAGAGCAAAAGUUAUCAAGCAUUGUGAUAAGGGGUUUGUUAAAAUAUUGGCCAAUAACAAAUAGCCAAAAGGAGGUGUUGUUCUUGGGUGAAAUUGAAGAAAUUUUGGAAUCAAUUCAUAUGGUAGAGUUCCAAAGGAUCAUGGUCCCAUUGUUUUGGCGAAUUGGGUGUUGCAUUAAUAGCUCACACUCUCAGGUAGCUGAAAAGAGUCUUUUGUUAUGGAACAAUGAGCGCAUUGCGAAUUUAAUUGCUCAAAACUGCCAAACAAUCCUACCUAUCAUAUUUCCAGCUUUAGAGAGAAAUAUUAAAAGCCACUGGAACUCAGAAGUUGUGACUUUAACUCAUAACAUUAGAAAGACUUUCUUGGACAUGGAUAAGAAGUUGUUCCUUUCUUGUCAUUCUCGACUCAAGGAGCAAAAGGUCAUUUUGAACUUAGAAGCUGAGAAGCGAAAGGAAGCUUGGAAACGACUAGACCAUGUAGCUAGUCUCAAGCAUCCUCUCAUUGGAAAUAAUAAUCAUAAUAAUUCUACUAUUUCUUCAUUUUCUCCUUCUAAGACCUCAUGAUCAUGGAUUU